CCCCUUGAAAAGGACGAGGGAGCGCCGUCCAGCGGUAGCGGCGGGAUGGAUGUCCCCGGCCGAUGUCACCGGGUUGAGGCUCCCUGGAAGAAGCUGUCGAAGGAGGAGCUGGAGAAGCAGUACAGCCCCAGCAGAUGGGUUACCCGACGGGGAGCCGAGGAGGCCUUGAGGACCUACUCACAGAUAGGGGAUGAGGCUACGAAGAGGGCCCAGGCCACCAGGAGAUGCCUGCUGGAUGUCCCCUACGGGGACGGCGAGGGGGAGAAGCUGGACAUCUACUUUCCUGAGCAAGCGUCUGAAGCCUUGCCUUUCUGUGUGUUCAUUCACGGCGGGUACUGGCAGAGUGGCAGUAAAGACACAUCAGCGUUCAUGGUCAACCCGCUGACAGCACAGGGAGUGGCCGUGGCGAUCGUGGGUUAUGACCUGGCCCCCAAAGGCACCCUGGACCAGAUGGUAGACCAAGUGACCCGGAGCGUCGUGUGUAUCCAGAAGCAAUAUCCAUGCAAUGAGGGGAUUUACCUGUGCGGACACUCAGCUGGGUCCCACCUAGCCGCCAUGAUGCUCCUGGCCAACUGGACCGAGCACCGAGUCACACCCAACAUCAAAGGCUUCUUCCUGGUAAGCGGGAUCUAUGACCUGGAGCCCAUCGUGUUCACCUCUCAGAACAUCCCUCUCCGCAUGACCCUGGAGGAUGCCCAGAGGAACAGUCCGCAGCGGCUCCUGGAGGCGGCCUUGACGCGGCCCGUGGACCCCGCCUGCCGCGUGCUGGUGGUUGUGGGCCAGCACGACUCCCCCGAGUUCUCCCAACAGUCCAGGGAAUUUCAUCAGACCCUGUGCAGAGGAGGGUGGGACGCCUCGUUUGAGGAACUCCACGAUGUGGAUCACUUUGAAAUCAUCUGGAAGCUAACCCAGAAGGACUACGUGCUCACGAAGAUGAUUUUGAGAACAGUCCUCCGGGAACCCGACAGUGCUGGACCCCCACCAGCGUGCACCUGAUGGGGAAGCUCCUCCGCGCAGCACACGGGCAUCCCCUUCCCGCCAGCCUUGGCUCUCUCCACGCCCAGCACCGCCUCCACGUGCUCUGAACGCCACUAAAAAUCUCCAAGGCCUUUUGCUCAUCCGGAUACCUCCAAUUGAUUCAGGCGUGAGAGCAAAACCACAAGAAACAACUGAUCCAGUAUAUUUCCAGUUCAAUAAUACAAAGACCGCUUAGACGCGCGGAGGCAUCUGUAUGCACACGAAGAAAUCAAUUUCCAGUGGCGUCAGGGCUGUCAGCACAGAGCCCGACGCAGGGCUCAGACCCACAAACCUUGAGAUCAUGACGUGAGCGGAGACCAAGAGUCAGACGCUUAACAACCGAGCCACCCAGGCGCCCCUCCAAAUCAUAACCUAAAAAAAAGUCAUAAGUAUUUAAAUGUAGUAUGUCAUUGGAAACGCUAAAAUAUUCAGAAAGCUUUCAGGAUGUAGGCAUAUGAGAAUGACAUUAUAGAAGUACCUUGAAUUUAUUCCAGAUCUUUAAAAGAAAUGACUCACAAACUGUGGAACUUUGUUUAACAUUUGCAACCAAUUCCUCAUGAGACACCCCGUGGCUGCUGGCACAAAAACCUGCUGUCUCCACACCUCGGCAGAGAAUCGGUCCCUAGGUUACGCCCUGUUAGAGCAAAAUGCCUUACAGUAAGCAAAAGAUGGAACAAAACUGGUCACCACCUCUUAAUGCUAUUUUCACUUUAAAAAGGAGGCAUACUGGGGCGCCUGGGUGGCCCAGUCAGUUAAGCGUCUGACUUCGGCUCAG
Suricata suricatta (meerkat) is the source of this 1792-nucleotide messenger RNA. It is a transcript of the gene AFMID, whose product is annotated as arylformamidase. NCBI's taxonomy places the organism in Eukaryota, Metazoa, Chordata, Mammalia, Carnivora, Herpestidae. Bases 46 to 996 code for a protein of 316 amino acids. Gene Ontology annotation, molecular function: arylformamidase activity. The transcript is spliced from 11 exons. The record is from RefSeq and is a predicted model, not a curated record.